Messenger RNA from Cucurbitaria berberidis CBS 394.84, 3001 nucleotides. Its product is annotated as P-loop containing nucleoside triphosphate hydrolase protein. The transcript has 3 exons. The coding region runs from base 48 to 2717 and encodes 889 amino acids. Gene Ontology annotation, cellular component: mitochondrion. The record is from RefSeq and is a predicted model, not a curated record. Gene Ontology annotation, molecular function: GTP binding; GTPase activity. Gene Ontology annotation, biological process: ribosome disassembly; mitochondrial translation. Lineage: Eukaryota; Fungi; Ascomycota; Dothideomycetes; Pleosporales; Cucurbitariaceae.
CCUCCAUACUGUCUUCUGCAUCAAAACCGCAUCGAGCAGCCUUGGGUAUGUGGGUUGGAUGGGUGUGGUGUGCCCGUCGAGCCGUUCGGCAUAAUGUGAAGCCUCCACGGAGGCUGCUAUCAGUGCAAGCGCAGCCGCAAGCCGAUUUACUUUCCAAAGCCACUCGGAACAUUGGCAUCAUUGCUCAUAUCGAUGCGGGCAAAACCACUACCACGGAGCGUAUGCUCUACUACAGCGGGUAUACGAGACGAAUAGGAGAUGUCGACGAAGGCUCAACAGUAACCGACUUUCUCCCCGCUGAACGAGCGCGUGGAAUUACCAUUCAGUCUGCGGCCAUCACAUUCCAUUGGCCGCCACUACCUCCAAAUGCUCAGACACCUCCUCAGACACCACAACUACCCUCGUCAUUUGACACUUCUCUGCGAUCUUCGAUCCCGCACAAUAUCAAUCUCAUCGACACACCUGGCCACGCAGACUUUACGUUCGAAGUGCUCCGCUCUCUCCGUGUUCUUGAUGGUGCUGUAUGUAUUCUCGAUGGCGUCGCUGGUGUAGAAGCCCAGACGGAGAAGGUCUGGACACAAGCUGGUCUUUAUCAUAUCCCGAGGAUCAUUUUUGUGAACAAGCUGGAUCGAGUAGGUGCCGCCUUUUCAAGUACUGUGAAAGAAAUUGGCGUGAGAUUGCAUGGCUGGCCAGCUGUCUGUCAGAUACCGUGGUGGCAAGGCGGUAAUGGAGAGUUCGUUGGGGUUGGCGAUGCUGUCAACCUACGUGGCUUGCUGUGGCGGGCCGGCGGCGAUGGUAGAGACAUCCAAGCAUUCGACCUUGCAGCGCUUAGUAAGACUGACCAGAAGUUUGCUGAGGAGAUCAAGAAGGCAAGGAUAGCGCUUGUCGAGAUACUAAGUGAGCACGAUGAUGGCAUGGUCGAAUACUUCCUCGAGUACGACGAAGACCAUCUAGCGAUACCCGGAAUCCAGGUUAUGCAGUCGCUCCGUCGAGUAGUAUUACAAGCACCUCAAGUCAUCAUCCCUGUCUUCGCAGGCGCCAGCUUCCGUAAUAUUGGCGCGCAACCCCUUCUAGACGCAGUCGUCGAUCUUCUUCCGUCACCAUUUGAAAGACCGGACCCAGAGAUUAGCAUCUCGAAUCGGAGUAGCACGUUAUCCGCACUUGUCAACUCAGCAGCAACAGCCAAACCCGUCAAGCCAUCUCGCAAGCAACAGCAGCCAAAAACUGAACAACUAGCUAUUGCCGAGGUCAAGAAUCUGACAGCGUGCGCCCUUGCUUUCAAGGUCGUCAAUGACCCCAAACGCGGUGUUCUAGUCUACGUUCGUGUGUACUCUGGUUCCAUCGACCGAGGCGCUACUCUGUACAAUACCAACCUGGCUGUAGCAGAACGUGUACCCCGGCUCCUCAAAAUGUACGCCAACGACGCUGUGGAGGUUGACAGCAUCACAGCGGGUCAAAUCGGCGUGAUAACAGGCCUUAAGCACGCAAGAACCGGCGAUACACUCAUCGUGUAUAGAGGCCUGCAGAUGAAAGGCACUCCAUCAGGCGGUCUGAACACACUGCAGCUGAGGCCGAUCAAUGUGCCUCCGCCAGUGUUCUUUACAAGUAUUGAGCCCCAUAGCCUGAGCGAGCAGAAGCACGUACAAGAGAGCUUGGGUAUACUGCUUCGCGAGGACCCGAGUCUGCAUCUCUCGAUCGACGAAGAGUCUGGCCAGACACAUCUGGCAGGCAUGGGCGACUUGCAUCUUGAGAUUGCCCGGGACAGGCUGCUGAACGACUUCAAAGCCAAGGCGCGCAUCGGCAAGAUUGAGAUUGGGUAUCGCGAGACGAUAAAUACACCCACGUCGCCAUACACACACAUUCUCGAUAAACCAAUCGCCGGAAAACAAGCAAAAGCCAGCGUCACUGCUUCUGUUGAACCAGCUGACGACAGCGCCAUUAGCGUGGGUUUGCAAGAAGAAGAAGAGCAUAUUGAGGAUGGCGCGUUCGAAACGACAUAUAAACUGCCCGACAACAACACGCUCCACAUCUCACAUCCCAACCUCUCCCGUCACGACUCGGCAUCGCACAAACACCACCUCCCACCGCAACUCUCACUGCCGGGCGUUCUCCACUCUAUACAAGCCGGUGCAUCAGCAGCUCUCGCACGCGGGCCGUUCAACGGCUAUCCAGUGGCUAAUACACGUGUCAACGUCGACCUGAAUGCUCAAACCCACCUGUUGCCCGAGACUACGCCGACUGCGAUCUCCAUGGCGACUCGAGCGGCCGUGGGAAGCAGCCUCAGAAGCGCAAACGACACUGCUCCAUCAGCGCUGCUAGAACCUGUCAUGAUGGCCACCAUUUUCGUUAAUGAAGGCUCUCUUGGCGCAGUGGUCCAGGACAUCUCCUCCUCCCGCGGCGGUCAAGUUCUCUCCCUCGACGGCUCUAACUCACCAACUUCGUCCAAUUCCGACGACGAUAUGCCACACAUCGAUCCCAAUCUCAUCUACACGCCCCCUGAUCCCUUUGCUUCUGGUACUGGGGAAGUGGGAUCUGGGCUGGCGAACAGUCAGAGACAGAUCGUUGCACGAGUCCCAUUGAAGGAGAUGGUCGGGUAUCUGAACCAUCUCCGAGCGCUUACAGGCGGCAGAGGAACAUUUGUCAUGACUGUCGAUGGGUUUGAGAAGAUGGGGAGCCAGCGGCAGAAGGAGGUGCUGGACGCUAUGAGGGACUUUUGACGUCCGAAUUGUGAAAAUAGACUGUACAGUAGCAAUUUGUAGGUGGGCUUAUAUAAAUAAACCACGCAGUGGACUCAUUCACUUGAAGGUGUUGCCGAAUGCGGUGAAAGUGAGCUGCCCCAGCAAGUCAUUUUCGUUGCUUAACCUUUGCAAGUAGCCGAAACACCAAUCGUACUCAAUUUCACCCGCAACGACAAUUAGCACUCUAAUAUUCAAAGUCAGCGACUCCUCACCUUGCAAUUUUACACUCCACUUCCGCUCAACGUGAUCGCUCACCAUUACUC